Messenger RNA from Rhipicephalus sanguineus (brown dog tick), 3239 nucleotides. RefSeq names its product eukaryotic translation initiation factor 4B. Gene Ontology annotation, molecular function: RNA binding. The transcript is spliced from 13 exons. Lineage: Eukaryota; Metazoa; Arthropoda; Arachnida; Ixodida; Ixodidae. The record is from RefSeq and is a predicted model, not a curated record. Bases 202 to 1854 code for a protein of 550 amino acids.
GGCCGCUGGUGUCGCCAGGAGCGCAUUCCUUGCCGCCACCUAUAAUUUUAUUCAUUGUUUUUCCGCGUGAUUGGGUCCACUCCUCUACUAUAAUCUUUCCCGCAAUCCGAGCCUCCAAUUAUAUACGCUGAUUUCGCUUUCGGCAAACGAGCCCAUCUGAUCCUCGUUUUUACAAAUUAGCGUAUCGUGAAAGUAUUCAACAUGGCGUCGACUGGGAAAAAGCAUAAGGUUAAGGGGAAGACCCUCAACCUAAAUGACUUUCUGGGUGGUGAUCAAGAGGCACCGUCGGGAUAUGCCGUGGUCAACACUCGUCGUAUCAACUGGGCGGACACAAUGGAAAAUGAAGCCGUGGACGCAGAGAAAUUCACCAUGGACUACAAGAGAGACGAGAAGAUCAUUCUCCCAACGGCUCCAAAAGCUGCCCGUGGCCCAGAUGUGGACCUGUCUAAGGUACCCAACCGACCGCCCUACACGGUCUACCUGGGCAACCUGCCGUACGACGUCUGCGACGAAGACGUCAUCAAAUUUUUCCGUGGCUUGAAGGUGUCGUCCGUACGCCUGCCCAGAGAAAGCGGCGACAGAGGUCGCAUGCGUGGCUUCGGCUACGCUGAAUUCCCGGACCGGAGCACCCUCUUGGAAGCACUGGGUUACAACAACGAGAACCUGAAAAGCCGGUCCAUAAAAGUGAGCCUAGCCGAGGAGCACGACAACGAGGGCCGAGAGCGCGGAAAUCGCGACAUCGGCCGCAGCGACCGGUCGUUAGGCGGCGAUUGGAGGGCGAUGUCGAGGGACGACGGAGAUGACGACCGAAGAGAGUCCUCUUCGUUUGGUGGUAGCCGAGGAUACGACGACGAUGGCGGCUACCGUCGGCCCGGAUUUGGACGGGACUCUGACAGAGACGGUGGGGACUUUGGCCGUGACCGGUUCUCGAGAGACCGACCUCGUGGGUUCGGAGACCGCGACCAAGGUUUCGACCGCGGCUUCGAGCGUCGGGGCGGCGGUCUCGGAGGCUACGACAGGCCAAGGGACCGAGACUACGACAGGGAUCGAGGUUUUGGUGGAGGUGGCAGGCGAGAGUAUGGCAGCAGCUUCAGGGAUGACCGGGAUGACCGGUUCAGUCGAGAUGAUCGGGACGACAGGGAUCAAGACAAGCCCGGAGAUUCCUCUGGCUUUGCAGACUCUGCGCCGCGGGAGCGCAAGAAGCUGCAGCUCAAGCCCCGCUCGGUGCCCGUUGAAGCAACCAAGGAGGCCGCUGCCGUGCCCAAGGCCCCCGAGCCUGCACCUAAGGCCUCGUCGGCCAUUUUCGGCGGAGCGCGACCAGUCGAUACGGCUGCCCGAGAGCGUGAGAUCGAAGCACGGCUCGCUCGGCAGCGCGAGGAAGAAGAGCGCCGACAGAUCCGGGACCGGGAACCCUUCCAAGACAGUCGCAAGGACGACCGGGUGAGGCGCUCUAGUGUCGGCUCGGGGUCAGGGCGAUCGCGGCGUUCCUCGGAGUCUGGCAGGGACUCCUACGACGACGGAGGACGGCAACCACUGUCGCGGCAGUACAGCAACGACAGUGAUCAACACUCUCAAAGUAGCCGGCACGGUUCUCAAGCUGGCUAUGAUGCACCUGUACGAGGCGAGCCAGGAGACUCAGCAAAGCGACCGCCAGCUGACCGCAUCCGGCGACCGGACUCUGGUGGCAGCGGGCCAAGAGACGGUCCUGCCACGCGAAAUGGCGGCGAGAGGCCGCCCUCCAAACAAGAGCUCACUUCCGGCCCCAAGAGCGACGACGGCAAAGAAGUAGUGUACACAAGCCGAAAUAUCUACGCGCAUCUGCAGCAAGAAGACGGAGACGAAGUCUCCGACUGAAAAGAGGAAAAAAAAAUGCUGACUGUGACGUCAACGAUGAUGCCUGUGCACCUUCUUCUUCACGCUUGCAGCGUCGUUGGCUUAGUGACUCUUGCUAAGGAAGUGUCCUCCUCCUUUCCCCCUCUCUCUCUCACCUUGCCUCUUCUUGUUCUUGCAUGGCUGUGUUUUCUUUCUUUUAGAACAUUCAUGCACAGUUGCUUCUAGAAAUUUUCUUUUUUCUGUCCUGUCUGCCUGCAGUAUCUUCAUUUCCCUGUCACAUAGGAACCUUUAGAACACCUUGCUCUUAAAGCACGUUUAGGCUUAAUUAGUUUCUUUGUACGUGCCAUGAGACAUCUUUCCGCAGCCUCUGGGAUUGCUUCCAUCCCCGGAAACGUAGUACAUGUGUUGUUAACAAAGCUGCAGCACAUGGCAUGCAGACACGGCCAAAAUUCAAAGAGGUAAUUUUUUUACCAACAGUACAUUAUACGGCUGCCUCGUUUCACGGAUGUAAGGCAAGUUGCUUUGUAUUUAUUACUCGCCAUCGUGUCGGUUUUCAGCAACUUGCGUGUAGUGCCGGCAUGCGUGAGAGAUGUGGCUGUGCUUGGAAAUGUGAGCAGUCUUUGGCUUUUUUUUUUUUUUUUUUUUUUUGAGCAGGCUGUAAAUAUACAAUCAGGCUUGUGUAUUUUUUUUUCUUGGCAACUGGCCUCAGUUUACCAUAGGUGCUAUGUUGGCUGCCUGCCUCGUUGGCCUAAACUGUGGCACUUUGCUGUAGCGCAAAAGUGUAGCAUUAGCCCCGCGCGUGGGACUCUUGCAUGCUACCGAUCAAAAACCACGACACUAGCGGCUGACCAUGUUGUGUUUGAAACAUAGUGGUCUCUUUUUUUAAUUAGACAUACAAAUGGACUUCUAUUCUAAUUUUUUUUCUUCUUUUUUUUUUUCCUAAGUGUGCACUGUUGUGUGCAACAAUAUGCACGUACUCGUGAGACAUGUACAUACCUGAGUAGUUUUUUUGUCGCUUUUUAUUUUUUCGUGCAAUUGCAGGAAUGCGUGACUUUUUUUUUUUCAUUUUCUCCGUGGUCUUCUGCAUACGAUGCAGCAUCUUAGGCCUUGGAUCUUGCCUUUGGGCAAGUGACGCGCAAAGUUGGCUCCCUUUUUCUAGGAAAAAGUGAGCUUGGUGAAAAAAAAAAGCUACUGAAGGUUUGUAGUUGUCUAGUAGAGGAGCAGUGUACAUAACUUUUUAAUUGAAGGAAUGAUCACACUUCUUAAUGUAAUGAUUUUGCUUGAUGCUGCGGCGUGUAUCCGCGAGACGCAGACUCCUUUGGUACAACAAAGAGUAUGCCUGCUGUUUUCCUUCCCUCUUCAUCAGCCGGGUUGAGGAAAUAAAAGUAAAUGCUAUGCUUGUGGAA